AUGAUAGGGAGAACUUCCAUGCUCUUGGAAGGCAAUCUACAAUUGAAAGCACUUGGAUACAAUGGGGAUCUCUCCAAAGCUCGGUCAUUUUUCGACUCCAUGCCAGAAAGAAACAUUGUGUCCUGGACAACAAUGCUCGCUCUUUUCUCCACGCACGCCACAGUCUCAGAGGCUUGGCACCUCUUCAACGCCAUGCCCCUACACGACUUGGUUUCUAGGAAUAUCAUGCUAGCAGCAUAUGCCUUCAAUGGGCAUCUUAAAGAGGCCAGAUCCUUCUUCGGCUCAAUGCCUUGCUGGGACGUUGUUUCCUGGAAUUCCAUGCUAUCAGGAAUAAUCAAACAUGGCAGCCUUAAUGACGCACUGCAAUGGUUUGGAAUCAUGACUGUGAGAAACCUCGUCUCUACAAAUGCUCUUCUCAACGCAUUUUCCCAGGCGGGCCAUUUCGCGGAAGCAAAGAACCUCUACUCAACCAUGCCGGAGCACGACAUAGUGUCGCACAAUGCCAUGCUGGCAGCGUACGGUCACACUGGUGACGUGGAGGAGGCACGUUGCGUUUUCUAUACAAUGUCGUACUGUGACUUGGCAACGUGGACAAUCCUUCUCUCACUGUAUGCCCAGAACGGGCACCUUGUGGAAGCGAAGUGCAUGUUUGAUUCCAUGCCCCAGCAGGACAUAGUUUCUACCACAGCCAUGAUGGCGGCAUAUGCCCAAAACGGGCAUCUAAAAGAUGCCGUGGAUAUCUUUAAUGGAAUGCACUACCUUACGCUAGUGUCUUGGAACUCCAUGCUAGACGGAUAUGCCCAGAACGGGUAUCUAAAGGAAGCCAAGAUUCUCUUUCAAAUAAUGCCGAUGAGAAAUCUUGUGUCCUGGAAUGUGAUGUUGGCUGCUCAUGCUGGGAACUUGGACGAUUCCACAAGAUUCUUUGGAGGAAUGCAAGCUAGAGACACUGUCUCCUGGAACGUAUUAAUGGCAGCGAAUACUUACAAUGGGCACUUUGUAGAGGCUAUAUCCCUACAUAUGGAGAUGAAGAUGGAAGGCUGUGACCCAGAUGAUGCAACAUUCAUCAGCUUGUUUUUUUCUUGCAGCCACCUUGGUGACGUAAUUUGUGGUCUAAACUACUUUGCGUCAAUGCUCAUAGAUUAUAAUUUCCAUGCCACCAAGCAACACUACCACUGUAUGGUGGAUUUGUUAGCUCGUUCGGGUUUCUUGCAUGAAGCUUGCACUAUGAUUGAAGAGAUGCCUUUUAAGCCAAUUGCAGAUGACUGGAUUUGCUUGCUUGGUUCAUGUAGGAGUUAUAACGUACCAGAGCUAGGAGUUUACUCUGGAAUACGUGGGAUUGAGCUUAAUGUUGACAGGUCUGCACUUUACCUCUUAUUGAUAGAUGUUGUUUAA
Selaginella moellendorffii is the source of this 1392-nucleotide messenger RNA. Its product is annotated as pentatricopeptide repeat-containing protein At4g02750-like. Gene Ontology annotation, biological process: RNA modification. Gene Ontology annotation, molecular function: protein binding; RNA binding. Lineage: Eukaryota; Viridiplantae; Streptophyta; Lycopodiopsida; Selaginellales; Selaginellaceae. The transcript has a single exon. The coding region runs from base 1 to 1392 and encodes 463 amino acids. The record is from RefSeq and is a predicted model, not a curated record.